Molecule: messenger RNA, 519 nt
Organism: Protopolystoma xenopodis
Lineage: Eukaryota; Metazoa; Platyhelminthes; Monogenea; Polystomatidea; Polystomatidae
Source: the annotation of a GenBank genome assembly
AUGCUAAAUUCUUUGGAGUAUCUAAAAACCCCGAAAAAGGACAUAUUCUUAUCCAAAAACGCGCUGCGCAUUUUCGGACACAUUAAAUCAGCCCUUGCCAAAGUGAUCAUGUUGGCACAUCCCGAUACAGACGCUGAUCUUCACCUCUUGACGGAUGCCUCCGACCGGGCUGUGGCUGGUGCCCUCUAUCAGAUUGUUGAUGGAGCUCAUCAGCCUCUCGGUUUCUACUCUCGAAAACUCAAUGCAAAAGAGCAGAGAUACAGCACCUUUAUCCACGAACUCUUGGCGGUCUAUUCAUCAGUGAAAUACCUCACAUGUAUGCUAAUUCGAAAGCAAUUUCGCGUUUUAACUGAUUACAAACCUCUGUCCGGAGCCUUUAAGAGCGCUUCAGACAAGUAUUCCCCGCGCGAAUUCCGCCAGAUGGACUACACCUCACAAUUCACCAGCGAUGUGUGCUGUGUAAAACGAGCAUACGUCGCAGACACCCUCUCCAGCAUUGACAUGGUUUCCGUUGGCUAA